Besnoitia besnoiti is the source of this 1977-nucleotide messenger RNA. Its product is annotated as carrier superfamily protein. The coding region runs from base 1 to 1977 and encodes 658 amino acids. NCBI's taxonomy places the organism in Eukaryota, Apicomplexa, Conoidasida, Eucoccidiorida, Sarcocystidae. The transcript is spliced from 9 exons. The record is from RefSeq and is a predicted model, not a curated record.
AUGGAGGAAAGCGGACGAGCAGUCACUUCAGGUGACUCGCCUGAUUUGUCACUGCAACUCCGCGCUGGCGCGAUGUCUUCUACGCGUUGCAAACCGCUACAUCGCUCUCUUCCGGCGCAGACGAGCUGUCGGAGUCUCUCAGAUUGGAGCGCCGCGCGAUUCUCUGCAGGCUCCUCGCCUUUAGUAGUGAAACACACUGCCCCCGCCUGCCGACCUUGCGGUUCCUACGGUAUCUCAUUUGUGCUGUGUGUCGCUUCCCUCGUUUUGGCGCUCUCUUCGCUCUGCACACUGUUUUCUCCGCCGGCGGUCUCCACCUCGCCCUUGUCUUCCGGUCUUUUUCUGCACGCAGCAGCGCUUCACUCGAGGACGCAAUCCAUUGCUCGCAGGGUGCCUUUGCCUUCCAACCCUCCAGCUGUCGCGUCUGCCGUUCCACUCUCUGCCUCGCGCCUUCCGUCUUACCGCCCCCCCGCACCUGAGGAAGAUCCAGACGCCACUUCUGCGCGUUCGCCCCUGGCUGCCGUCGCCACCGGGGCUUGGUGGCCUAAGCGCUGGCUGCUAUCCCUGAAGCUUGGUCCUCGCGGUGAUGUCGCCUCCGAGGACUCCGACAGACUAGCGAGUCCGCGAUCGUUCGCUGCUGGCGCUGCUGAGUCCGCAAAAGAUACAGCUCCGGGUAUCGCCCACGACGCAGAGGAGACGGCAGAGAAGGCUGUCGACGAGGCUGGCAACUCGCUCUGCGUAGUUAAGCGCCGAGUGUGGACGGCUGCGAAUCGCGCUGCUCAAACACUCGCACCCCGAAGCGCCUUCGCCAAGCGCCUGACGUCGGCCCUCGUCGCUCGCCUCACUGUCCAGUCCCUUCUCUACCCCGUCGAUGUGGUUCGCUGCCGCCGCGCCCAGGGAAUGGCGUUCAAGGACAUCCCCGUGGGAGCUCUCUACAACGGGUGCCUGACUUUGCUGACUCUCGCGGAGGUCCCCUACUGCCUGCUGUGCCUGACCCUCCAAACGCAAGCUCAGAAACUUCUUGCGAAGCACGCUGGAAAGCUGCCGACAGUGGCGAAUUUGUUCCUCAGCGCCGUUGCAGCCGACAGCGUGGGAACUCUGUACAAAACGCCGUUCGACUGCGCCAAAGGCCUUCUCCAGCGAGGCAAAGUCGAUUCGCCGCAGGAGGCGGCGAGAGAGGUGCUCAAGGACGAUGCCGCGAUACUGCGGGCGCAGUACAAAGGGUUCUACGCGCAAGUUCUCCGCGACGCAAGCUACCGAGUGCUGAACGGCCAGACGAUGCAGGCGCUUCGCAGGGUGAUCGCCGCCCGUCAGCAAGCGGCGCUGCAGUCUGGCGAUACGACAGCCUUCGGCGCGGGCCUCGUGGCGAAGGUUACCGCGAAACUCGGCCUCGGCAGCGAACCGCGGGGUGCGCCGACGCUGGGAGAGCGACUCGGAGGCAAGCUGAACUGGGCGACUGACCUGCUGCUGCACGGCGUGCAGCGACAGGCGGAGGGCUUCAGAAACAUCGCGGCCAAACUGACGCACUGGAGGACCCCAGGGGCGAAUAGGCAGCGCGAGAACGAGCUCGUGGAACAGGCCGACGUCGCUGCACAGCGCGGAGAGGGCACGCCUCCCGUUGCUGCUACGCCCUCAGGAACCUUACGGCCGCCGUCGUCGGCGCCCACCACCCUGGCGGUUGGCCUCAUAUCCGGCACGCUGACCUCUCUCUUCACGUCCCCUCUCGAGGCAGCCAGGCGUUACAUCGUCGCUAGAAACAAAGACGAGGCCGACGACGUUACUGCGACCAGACUUCAGGGUCUGCUUGGCGUGUGCCGCGCUCUCUACGAGCUGGCGCAGCAAGAAGGGAUCAUGUCCGGCUGGUUGAAGAGCGCCCCGAGACGCAUGCUGGUUGCCGGCCCCUGCACAGCUCUGAGCGCUCUGAUUUUUGAGGGAACUUCGCGAACUCUGAAUCACUGGUUCCCCGACGUCGAAAAGUAG